CUUACCGGCUGUCAUAAUAAACAAUUUUGUCUAAAGAAACUAAAAUUCUAAAAUGUUAUUAAUUAAAAGGACUUGUAGUAAUUUUCAUCGUAUUAAUACAAUACCCAAAACAAAACAGCCAGGAGACACAUUGGGAGUUCGGGGCUGGAUAAAAAAUGUCAGAAAAUUAAAAAAUAACAUCUUUUUGGAUAUAAAUGAUGGCUCAACGGCGGAAAAAUUCCAAAUAGUUUUACCCAAAAAUGAGGCUACAAAAAACAUAACAGCAGGCAGUUUAGUUAAGGCCAUCGGUAAAGUGCAAUUAGCUCCUCAUGGCCAUUAUGAGUUACAUGCCGAAGAAGUUAAUAUGAUAGCUGAUGGCCAUUUGACGGAAGGAUUUCCCUUUUCACCCAAACAACAGCAUGCCCCUGAGUAUGUUCGGGAUUAUUUGCAUUUACGUUCGCGCAAUGAUGUUGUGGCCGCCACUAUGCGUUUGAGGCAUAAAGCUCAAAAAGCUUUGCAUGAUUUUAUGGAUCAUAAUGAUUUUGUGCAAAUUAAUACGCCCGUUUUGACAACAAAUGACUGUGAAGGUGCUGGAGAGGUCUUCACAGUACAUCCCGAUUCCAAAGAACUUUUAAAACAAAUGUCUCGCCCUGGUAUAGAAAUGGAGCACAGUUAUUUCGAUUCCAAAGUUUAUUUAACCGUUUCUGGCCAAUUGCAUUUAGAAUCAAUGUCCUAUGGCUUAGGCAAUACAUAUUGCUUGGGGCCAGCAUUUAGAGCCGAAAAUUGCAAAUCACCUUUACAUUUAUCUGAAUUUUACAUGUUCGAAGCUGAAUUAGUCUAUCUCGAUCAUAUCAAGCAACUUUGUACAUUUAUUGAGCAAAUGCUUAAGCAAACAACUAAACAAUUACUUGAUCAUAAUAGUACGGAUUUGGAGUUUUGUCAGAAAAAGAAUUCGGGAGAAAUUAUGCAAUUCGAUUGGUUGAACAAUGCUUGGCCUAUACUCAGCUAUAAAGAAGCUUUAGAAAUUAUUGUACAAAAUAAAAAGAAAUUCAAAACGGCUAUAACUCCUAGUGAAGGUUUCUCUAAAGAACAGGAACUAUACUUGGUAGAUCACUGUAAAUCACCUGUAUUUGUGGUGAAUUGGCCGGCUGACCAGAAACCAUUUUACAUGAAACAGUCACGAGAAGAUUCUUCCUUGGUGCAUGCUUUAGAUCUACUCAUGCCUACAGUGGGUGAAUUGUGUGGUGGCAGUUUACGUGAAUGUGAUGAAGAAAUCCUAAGAAAUCAUCCUCAGUUGCCACAGGGCUUGGAAUGGUAUUUAGAAUUACGUAAGUUUGGUGGCCUACCAACUGGUGGCUUUGGCAUGGGUUUCGAACGUUAUUUACAAUUGCUGACUGGUGUUAAAAACAUUAGAGAUGUCAUAUCUUUUCCUAGAUAUCCACAUAGUUGUAAAAUGUAAAUUAAUAUUGUGUUAUUUUACUAAUUUUAAGUAAUAAAUUGUUAAACAUAUACAUAUAUAUAA
This is a messenger RNA of Calliphora vicina (urban bluebottle blowfly), 1501 nucleotides long. RefSeq names its product asparagine--tRNA ligase, mitochondrial (gene AsnRS-m). Gene Ontology annotation, biological process: asparaginyl-tRNA aminoacylation. Gene Ontology annotation, cellular component: mitochondrion. The transcript has 4 exons. The record is from RefSeq and is a predicted model, not a curated record. NCBI's taxonomy places the organism in Eukaryota, Metazoa, Arthropoda, Insecta, Diptera, Calliphoridae. Bases 53 to 1438 code for a protein of 461 amino acids. Gene Ontology annotation, molecular function: asparagine-tRNA ligase activity; ATP binding; nucleic acid binding.